UAAAAAAGUGUGCAUUAAAUAAAUAGUUAAAACAAGAGAGUUUGUAAAAUCUGUUUUAAAGAAAAUAAUUGAAAAUGCCACUCAAGGAACGCAAUAUUGCCAUGAUGGGCUACAGCUCUGUGGGCAAAUCAUCGCUGUGCAUACAAUUUGUUGAGGGUCAAUUUGUGGACUCCUAUGAUCCGACAAUUGAGAACACCUUUACGAAAAUAGCUCGAGUGAAUUCGCAGGACUACGAAGUCAAAGUAGUUGAUACAGCUGGACAGGAUGAGUACAGCAUAUUCCCAGUGCAAUAUAGCAUGGACUUUCACGGAUAUGUUCUUGUUUAUUCAAUAACCAGUCAAAAGUCUUUUGAAGUGAUAAAAAUUAUUUACGAAAAGUUAUUGGAUGUAAUGGGAAAGAAAUAUGUACCUGUUGUAUUAGUUGGAAACAAAACCGAUUUACACCAAGAGCGCAUGGUGUCUACUGAAGAAGGGCGUAAAUUAGCUGAAUCAUGGCGAGCUAUAUUUCUGGAAACUUCAGCUAAGCAAAAUGAGUCUGUUGCUGAUAUAUUUCAUCGACUUCUCAUAUCCAUUGAGAGUGAAAAUGGUAAUCCACAGGAAAAGAGUAAUUGCAUUAUUUCGUGAGGGCAUUCAGCCGUAAAUAACUGGUCACAACAAAAACAACGCCCUAUUCCAAUUUCCACUGCAGCAUUAAUCUAUAUAAUAGCAGCAGCAGCAGCAUUAACUGGUGCACCUAAAACAUUAAAUAAGACCAUAUCACAGUUGAUCAGUGCGAAAGAACUACAGAAGGAAGCGCUCCAUGGAAAGCUGCAGUGCAUUGUAGGCGUGGUCGUGUGUAUGUGUGAACUAUUUGAAUGUGUAGGUGAGAAUGUUUGUGUGAAUUUUUCUUAUAAACCCCGGGGUAGCUGCCAAAUUUUAUACUUGGCACUAUCGAAACAAACAUGAUUCAUAAGUAAAUAGGUAAUUGCGCGAAUUUCACUGCAUCGAUUAGCGUUGUAGAUUGAAAGUUUAAAUAAUUAAAGUUAUCACAUUUAAAAAUACAUAUUAUUCCUUAAAAAAUGUCUAUUUGAUCAAAUGUUGCACAUUGAGUUUUACGUUGCUUUAAUUUACCGGAGACUAACUUCAAUAUCUUUUACUACAAAACUAAUAAAUUUUACAGAAUUAUAAUUGUUUCUUCGGCAGUAGUUACAGUGUAAGAUAUUAUUUUUUAUAUUAAAAUGUAGUUGCUUUUUAGUCUCUUGUAUAAUUUUUGGAAUGUAUAUUUAAUGACUUUUACAAAAAAGUUUUCUCAGCAAUAAGGAAUAAAAGAAUAGAAGCAUAGGAUCAUAAAAGGACAGAAAUAAAAACAUAAUAAAUAGUCUUUGUUUCAACUACUUCUACAAUAGAGCAAUAAACUAUUAAACAUUUUUUGAAAUAAAUUUAAUUUAAUCCUAUUUAAAUGAA
Molecule: messenger RNA, 1442 nt
Organism: Bactrocera latifrons
Lineage: Eukaryota; Metazoa; Arthropoda; Insecta; Diptera; Tephritidae
Gene: Rheb
Product: GTP-binding protein Rheb homolog
Exons: 5
Coding region: 75-623 (182 amino acids)
Biological process (GO): small GTPase-mediated signal transduction
Cellular component (GO): plasma membrane
Molecular function (GO): GTP binding; GDP binding; GTPase activity
Source: RefSeq, a predicted model, not a curated record